Molecule: messenger RNA, 1776 nt
Organism: Dothidotthia symphoricarpi CBS 119687
Lineage: Eukaryota; Fungi; Ascomycota; Dothideomycetes; Pleosporales; Dothidotthiaceae
Product: DNA/RNA polymerase
Exons: 6
Coding region: 1-1776 (591 amino acids)
Biological process (GO): translesion synthesis
Molecular function (GO): damaged DNA binding; DNA-directed DNA polymerase activity
Source: RefSeq, a predicted model, not a curated record
AUGGACGGCGUCGCUUCACGGAAGAAACUGAGGCGGCAGUUGGAACCGACCAUCAUUCAUUUUGAUUAUGACUGUUUCUACGCCAGUGUUUUCGAGCAGGAAAACCCACAUCUCAAGUCGGUGCCGCUGGCUGUGCAGCAGAAACAGAUUCUGGUCACAUGCAAUUAUGAGGCCCGUCGACGAGGCUUACACAAGUUGCAACUCAUCAGCGAGGCCAAAAAAAUCUGUCCAGAUGUCGUCAUUGUACUAGGCGAGGAUCUUACACGAUUCAGAAAUGCCUCAAAGGAGCUGUGUGGCUUUUUGAGAGCAUACUCUUGGAACUCGCGCUGUGAACGAUUGGGCUUUGACGAGGUAUUUAUGGACGUGUCAGACAUCGUCGAUUACAAUAUCGAGACCUUGAAUCCGAAUGACUUCGCCAAUUCGUUCUUUUGUCUCUCCAAGAACGAUCCCACGGUUGGUUUCUCAUUUGACGCUACUCUACUGGCUGGCCCUACCUAUCCAGAAAGCCCCGACGACACUCCAGAGCUUGAAUCUGAGAAAGGUUACACGGCUACUGUUGGUAUUUCCACAAACAAGCUUCUUGCCAAGCUUGUUGGCAACGUUCAUAAACCAAACAAUCAGACCACAUUGCUGCCGCCGUACCACUUCAAGGACAAUGAUGGGCCGGACAAUGUUACUACUUUUGUCGACACCCACGAAGUUGGUAAGAUACCAGGUAUCGGCUUCAAAAUCGCACAGAAAAUCCGCUCUCAUGUGUUAGGAAGAUCGGCAGAUUUGGCUGCUGGAUUUGUGUACAGUGGAAUAAAAGAGACUGUCUUGGUCCGUGAUGUAAGAACAUACCCUGGCAUGGGCCCAGAAACACUGGGGCGUAUCCUAGAAGGACCUGGCGUUCCGCAAGGCACUGGCAUCAAAGUAUGGGGUCUGCUCAAUGGCUGUGACAAUACGGAAGUUGGCCAAGCUCGCGAAGUGCCUAAACAGAUCAGCAUAGAGGACAGUUAUGGCCGCUUAGACACGCUCGACAAAGUCAUCAAAGAGCUCCGGAGGUUGGCAAAGAGCUUGAUCAACAGGAUGCACAGGGACCUGCUUGAAGAUGAGGGCGAGGAUGGCGCAGUACUUGAGGGUGCAUCUGCUAGUCCCACCACAACUUCCAAGCGCUGGGUUGCCCACCCUAAAACGAUUCGUCUAUCAACACGGCCACGUUCGCCACAGAACCCUGACGGCAGCCGAAAUCGGUCCUUUGGACGUAUUUCUAGAGCGGCACCCAUGCCAAACUUUGUGUUCAAUCUAAAGGACAGUACGGAUGCAUUGGUCGAGAGACUAGUCUUUGAGACGUUGGUCCCUCUCUUUCGCAGACUACACCCUGAAAAGCAUGGCUGGAAUCUCAGCCUCGUAAAUGUUGCUGCUACCAAUAUUGUGGAUGCAUCAAGUGAGAGAGGAGGCAUCGGGAGAGAUAUUGGCAAGAUGUUCAAGCACCAGGAUGAAGUAUUGAGGCAAUGGAGGGUGGACGAAGAAGAAGAAGUGCAAGAAGCACCUGAAGUCCUGACAAAAGUAGAGAGAGAGUCCCGAGACGCAGCAGUGCCACAUGCAUUGACGAUCAGGACGGGGUCUGAAGAUAUACCUACUGCAUCUCAAGAGGGUGGGUUUGCUGAUGAGCACUGUUGGGAAUCUGAAGACGACGAGAUGAUGGAUGGUGAUUCGUAUCGUUGCGACGAUUGCGGCGCCAUGAUGCCGCUGUUUGCCAUGGGAGCGCAUGGACGGUGGCACGCGCAGACGUAG